This is a messenger RNA of Dreissena polymorpha, 7691 nucleotides long. RefSeq lists its product as uncharacterized. Gene Ontology annotation, molecular function: protein binding; zinc ion binding. NCBI's taxonomy places the organism in Eukaryota, Metazoa, Mollusca, Bivalvia, Myida, Dreissenidae. Bases 860 to 2533 code for a protein of 557 amino acids. The record is from RefSeq and is a predicted model, not a curated record. The transcript has 12 exons.
GUGAGUGUAGUCACAUGAUCAAAUCGGAGGGAAAAGCUGGCAGCCAUUUACCUGUUCUAUAAAAAAAACGAGUCCAAGUUCACUCUAGUGCACCAGCAGGUUAAAAGAGGAGAGACUGAAGUGAAAGAGAAAGGGACUCAAUUCCAUAAAUUGAUCCUGAUUUAUACUGUAGGAUUAACUGCUAUUUGAAUUUUCGUCUGCAUGUAUUUCAUAAAGGACUGAAAAGCAUUCCUACAUUAUUAAAAGAAGUGAACUGUGAACUAUCUUAUUUAUGAUUUCUUGUUUAUUGGAAUACAACACAGCCGUAACCAUCCGGGUUACAGUAUUAUAGACUAUUUUAACAGAAUUAUACUUUAACCCUUUCCAACUUAGAAGCAAAGUGAAAAUGGCUAUGUGCAAACAGCAUAAAACCAGAACAGCCUGCGAGUAACUCGCAGUCUGUUAAGGUUUUAUGCUGUUUGCUGCUCAUCAGUAUCUAAGGGUUGGAACUGAAACCUUUAAACAUUGGGUCUAGUAAGAAAGACCUUCAAUAAAAUGCAACUUUCUUAGGGACUACAAAUGCGUCAAAAUACGUAUCUAAGUGGUAAAGGGUUAACUACAUGUACUUUAACAUGUAAAACUUCAUACACUAGAGUAUCAAAAUUGGCGACAGGUUCAUUGUCUAAUGUUGUGAAACGUUGGCCUUUGGUUGAAAAGCUUUAUUGUACAUCUUGUGUUUGAAUUUAUCCGUGUUUCAGUGUUAAUUUUAACUUCUAAGGUUGAUAAACUUUUGGAACUAGCUUUAUUGUUUUCAUAUUUCACAAGAAAUAUACUUGAACGAUACGAACAAAAAGGUUUUAACAUUAUAAACAGUAACAAAAUGGCAACAGGUUCAUUGUCUUCAGUUCCAAAACGUUUUCUGAUGGUUGAAGACUUUUCUUGCACAUGUUGUUUAGAGCAGAAUCUUACGGAAUCUGCAGACAUUUAUUGUGAACAAUGUUUAAGGUUUUAUUGUAAAAAAUGUGUUAUCCUGCAUAGUCAGUUGUUUACAAAACAUAUGACAUGUGGAAGGGAGGAUAUUAAGAAAUGGCCAGUUUCUAAGGCGGUGGAAGAUUUUCUCAGGAAGUGUGAGGUGCAUGAGGAUGAAACACUGACACAGUUUUGCCAUGACCACAGUCAGCUGUGCUGCUCUGCAUGUGUUGGAACAAUUCACAGCCAGUGCAGUAAAGUGACCCAGAUUUCGGAGCUGACCAACACGCAGCCCUCAGGCCUAGAGGGGCUGUCAGUGGAGCUGGAAACUGUCCUGGGGGAAAUUAAAACCCUGCAGAUCAGUCAGGAGGCCAGCAUUCAGUCAUUGCAGAGAACAUACAAUGAACAUAGGGAAGUUAUGAUAGAGCAAAUGUGUGGCAAUUUAAAUACUUAUAUAGAUGAAUGUGAUAAUAAUUCUGUGGGUACAUCAGGCGGAAAUGAGCAAUAUUUAAAAGAAGAGAUAUGUAGGAAUGUUGUUUCUAUCGUGAAUGAAUUUGAUAAUAUUACUGCGAAGGAACUUAACGAGAUGAAAGAUGAAGUUAUAAGCAUUAAAGGGUCAGUUACAAGUUCUAUUCAUAAAUGCACCAGUGUUCACAAUGACUUGUCACAAUUCCAUGAAAUUGUUCCGAAAAUUGGAGAUCAUAAGCAGCUCUGCCUUAUAGCCAGCAUAAAAUGUAAGCAUAUAAUACAGCAGGCACUGACUCUGCUGGGAAAGUCAGGCAAGGCGUUUAAUGUCCAGAGUAAUACUAAGCACAAUGUGAGAAUACCAAGUGAUUCAGAUAAAUGUUUGAUCACAGGCAUAUGUGUUCUGACUGAUGGGCAGGUGCUGGUUGCAGACAGGCGCAAUGAGAGGUUCAAGCUGCUGAACCAGCAGUACCAGGUGGUGAGUCACUGUGGUGUGGCUGAAUAUGUAAGGGACAUGUGUCAGAUCACACCCAGUGUGGUUGCAGUGGCUGUGGAUGAUUAUAAUAACACACAUAAUGUCCAGUUUAUCACAGUCACCCAGAGCCAGCUCACUCUUGGUAGGAAGCUUGAGUUACAACAUGGAUGUACAGGUAUUACCUGCCAUCAGGGAGACCUGUUUAUCUGCUCUGGUACUGCUCUGUUCAAGUACACACUAUAUGGCAAACAGGUCUGCAGACUCUAUGAAGAUAGGUCGUCUGUUAAUACAGUAGAGAAGUGUGCUGUGAGUCCCACAGGAGACAGGCUGUACAUCACCAACUGCUCCCAUGACAAGCUUCACACCCUGGCCAGGGAUGGCACACUCCUGGCUACAUACACAGACCCAGCACUACGUGACCCAUUUGGUGUACAUGUGACCCCUGCAGGCCAGGUGCUGGUCUGUGGAAACUAUUCCGACACUGUACAACAGGUGGGCUGGGAGGGGCAGAGUAAGCUGGCUACUCUUGCUAGACGGGAAGAUGGAGUGAGGAGCCCAUGGUCAGUCUUCUACAGCAGCACAACAUCAUCCAUCAUUGUGGGACAGUUGGGGAGAGACAACAUCCUGGUGUUCAGAGUGGAAUAGUGUGUACAUUCGCUGCUGAGUCAGGACAAGGAUGCCAAGGAUGUGGUGGACAAGGAUGACCUGAAUAUACAGAAGGAGAGCCCCGGUUUUGAUAUAGAGUUGGUAUGGCAACGACACCAGUCGGGCCCACAGAAGCCUCAAGUCAAGCACGACCCCUCCCCUGACCCCUAGCUUCUCCCAUUUGACAUCCAGCUUCAAAGGGUCAGCAUCGUUGAACAAAUUCCUCCUAUAGAAAAUUUUGAGCACAAAGAGUUUUCACACAUGGUUCUCAACAACCACAAUUUUCGUGUCGAGUGAUCCGCACUUGAGCCUGAUUGGUUUGUUAGACCCGAGUGCCGGAGAUGGGACAACCGUUACAGACACAAGGACUUAUUGCAGCAGUUAUGGCAACAUGUACAGUCAGUUCUCAAUGUUGUACUUCACAACUAAUAUCACGAUAAAUACAAAGUUGGAUAACUCGUUCCAUUCUUUUUGGGACAAACAAUACAACGGAAAGUAACAAGAGAAAAUCAAGGAAUAUAUGUAGAUUUUUAGUCGGAAGCGUAUGCUUACCACUGGGAUACUCCUGGACAGUUGUAACUUUACGGACAGUCCCGGUUUGUCCUCAUAGGUGUCCAAACUGUCCAAAGAGAACGCACUUUUGACGCAGUUGCUAACAAAGAAAGGCAGCACAAACUUUGUUGUGAACACUCAGAGCAUCCAUGGCCAUGCCUCAGGCGGGAAGUUCGACCAACAGCUGAAACAAGGUGCUAAAGGUGAACCCAUCAGGGUUUGUAACUUCCCACUCCAAUCCUAAACAGCCUGGCAUUGAGUCGGCACUUGAGAAGGCGUUGAAAAAUGACAGCAGUUUUGUUGUGUGGUCCAGUAUGCCCUUAGGCUCUCAACCAGAUGUUAGGUAGAACUCAAACUGUGCUCUUAGCAAUAUCAGCGAGGCUAGAAUGUCAUAUCUGCAUCUUGAGCUUCAGAAAACAUUAUAAGCAAACAAGACAAACAUCAUGAAUGUUUAGGCAAUCCCAAUCCACUUAUACUACAACUCGCUCAGGAAAUUCAGCACGCCACCUUUUAACAUCUUCUCACAAGGCGCUAAAUCAACACUUCCAACAGCUGAGCCUUGGUGAGUUCCACUUUCAUCACGACGAGUCACUCGAGAUGAAACAAUCUGAUCCACAGAUAGAGCAGACGCUGAGUGACUCGUCUCUUAACGUGACUGACCUCCAUAUGUUGCUCUCUAAUAAUGUGAACGUGACGCCUGAGGAGCAGUGUUGUCCUACAUUCCCUGUUCAGAGCGGUGACUUAGGCGUCAAGACUCACACAAUCUCUGGCUAUGGCCCUAUCGCAGCAGCAACAAAAACAGGAAGUAUUUCAGCUGCGCUCUGUGACUUUCAAAUUAAAGAUGACUUCACAACAUGACAUCCGAGACUGCAGGGAUGAAAUGAGUGUCCUCACUUCAGCAGAGGACGCCAAGACACAUUACGAGAAUUUCCAGCAGCUUACCUGCUUGAUGUUUGCCAGUCUGUCGUUGGGUGUGUUGGUAGACCAGUUGAUUUCCUAUAACUAACUCAUCAACGAAUUGAUCUAUUGGCUUGAUACUUCACGUGUGCAUUGGUCUUGGACAGUAGAUGACCUCUAUUGAAAUUGGGGUCACUACUUCAAAGAAAACCUGGGAAGCAGAGCAAUGAGUAUGUCCCAGGAGCAUUUGCAGUCACAGCAAGUGAACCAGCGGCAGUCAUCGUCUCCAGAUUCUGAGAUCCCCAUGCUUCACAACCCUUAGUCUAUGAAAAUCAUGCAGAGCGAACCUUGGACGUCCAUUGACGAAAUCAAACCGGCAAAUCAGAAGGACAGCCUGUUGCUACAGUUGUUAUCAUAUUAACCCCAGUCAUACCGAAGAAGCUCAGAGAUAUAAAUGCUGUUUAAGAUGUGCUUGUCUCUGCAUACUCCAUGUCUGGUGUGAACAUGUACAAAUAAAGGUCUGUACAUACCCCAUGUCUGGUGUAAACAUGUACAAUUGAAGGUCUCUACAUACCCCAUGUCUGGUGUGAAAAUGUACAAUGAAGGUCUCUACAUACCCCAUGUCUGGUGUGAACAUGUACAAUUGAAGGUCUCUGCAUACCCCAUGUCGGGUGUGAACAUGUACAAUUGAAGGUCUCUACAUACUCCAUGUCUGGUGUGAACAUGUACAAUUGAAGGUCUCUACAUACUCCAUUUCUGGUGUGAACAUGUACAAUUGAAUGUCCCUACAUACUCCAUGUCUGGUGUGAACAUGUACAAUUGAAGGUCUCUACAUACACCAUGUCUGGUGUGAACAUGUACAAUUGAAGGUCUCUACAUACCACAUGUCUGGUGUGAACAUGUACAAAUAAAGGUCUGUACAUACCCCAUGUCUGGUGUGAACAUGUACAAUUGAAGGUCUCUGCAUACCCCAUGUCGGGUGUGAACAUAUAGAAUUGAAAUCUCUUACAUACUCCAUGUCUGGUGUGAACAUGUACAAUUGAAGGUCUCUACAUACCCCAUGUCUGGUGAGAACAUGUACAACUGAAGAUCUCUACAUACCCCAUGUCUGGUGUGAACAUGUACAAUUGAAUGUCUCUAUAUACCCCAUGUCUGGUGUGAACAUGUACAAUUGAAGGUCUCUACAUACCACAUGUCUGGUGUGAACAUACACAAUUGAAGGUCUGUACAUACCCCACGUCUGGUGUGAACAUGUACAAUUGAAGGUCUCUACGUACCCCAUGUCCGGUGUGAACAUGUACAAUUGAAGGUCUCUACAUACCCCAUGUCUGGUGUGAACAUGUACAAUUGAAGGUAUCUACAUACCCCGUGUGCGGUGUGAACAUGUACAAUUGAAGGUCUCAUCUUUGAAAUUGGGACAGGUGGAAAAUUGAUGCAUUGAUGCAGACAGAAGUCGCAUAAUGACAAAUCACAACAAAAAGUGAAAAUCCAGACAGUCGUGUGGCCAGCCAUGUUUUUAUGUGACCAUCCAAGUUGUGUUCAAAGAAAACAAUAUUUCUUUUUAAUUGGAACUAUGAUGCUGAUAGACAUUUUAUGUAUAAGGCUUUUAUGAACUAUAUUUAAAUACUCAGUAUAAUAAGAUUAAGAUUACUUGAUAAAAGCAAUAAUGAACAAUAUUAUUUUAAGAGCAAAAUUAGCAAGUCUAUCCAAUUACUGUGUCUGUAUUAUGAAAUUUUAUUUUGGAAAUGUUAAGGAAAAUAUAAUGUUACUAAAUAUAUGUCUAUUAAUGUUCAUUUUAACAUUUGUCAAAGCUGUUUAAAUGAUGCCGGUAACUUUGACAAAAUUGAAAGAAAGUGUAUUCUUUUCAUGUAAUGAGACAUGCUUCAGUUUGUUUUGGCUUAACAUGUAAUAUAGAGGUGGUAGUAGGUUAAACACAUUGUUUAGACAGGUGGAUAAUUUUAAUGCUAAGGCUUUGAUAACUUUAAGUGUGCCCAGUGGUGUCAGGUGUUUUUGUCAAGCAUCUUGUUUAUUAUCUUAGUAUUUCAAGACAAUAUUGAUUAAUUUUAGACAAAAUCAUUUAAUCUUCCUUAAAUUGUCUAUUCGGUAUUUACUACCAGUUAUUUAUUAAUUUACUUGAACAUGAUUUAAUAAUGACUUUUUUGUUGCUUAAAAUGCUUUAGAUCUAUAUGUUUUAAAACUAAGCAUUUAAAAACGAAAAUAUAAGAUGUGGGAAUAAUGUCUAAAGUUAUGAUAGUUAUUUUUUGUUUUUGUAAAGUUAAUUAUGCCUUAUAUGUUUGUGCAUAGACAUUUAGACGACCAGAUUAACCUGACCAAGAAUUCUUGAUCAAUGUGUAUAUCGGUCACUUCAUUUGUCAUUUGUAUAUAGAGCGAUUGCGAAAUGAUCGUAUUGUUAAUGAAAAUCAUGCGUUUAUUGUUGCCAUUUUGAUUUUUGCUGUUAACAUGUAUUUGUACAAACAAUUUUCAUCCUGUACAUCUUUUAGAUGCCAGAUAAUAAAAACAAACAUUGCUUGUUGAGAUGCUCAUUUAAAACUUUCUUAAUGAUACAGAACAACACAUUCUGAAGAGGCAAAUAAAUUAUGCUUUAGGCAAAAGGAACAUCUUGUUACUAGUAUAUGUACUGCUUUUCAUUAGAUAAAGUCAACUAUUGAAAGAUUGGUUUAACUUUUUUUUGCAUUAUCUUAAGAAAAAUUAAUAUAUUCUACUUGGAAAUCAGUCAAUUGCAAAUCAAGCGAGAGUGAUUUAACAUGCUAACACUUGUCAAUAAUUGAAUUGUCUCUCUUUGUACAUAAAUAUAGGGAUGUUGUUGCUUGAAAAACAAAGUUGUAUCCGUUGUUAGAUAAUGCUUUUGUUUAUCUCUCAACAUAACAAGUACAUUCAUUUGUUCAUCUCUCAACAUAACAAGUACAUUCAUACAGUUAUUAAAAAUAUGACACUCUUAAUUCUCAGCCAUCAGUUUGUAUUGGGAUGUUGUGGAAUACUUACUAAACUAAUAUACGUCUGUUUAAUGAAUGAAUAGCUAUGGUACAAUAUGAUACUCAGUGUUACAAAACAUGUGUAAUAAAAAUAUAAUGUCAUUUAUUUGAAAUCAUAAAAUUUAGUUGUCCAUACAAUGCUUACAGUUUUGCAAUUGCGAUGAUAAAGGAAAUGUUCUGCUCAAAAUGUCUUUUUAAGACAUGUGAAAAUUGUAGCAAUCAUAUUGUACUUGUAUUUAUAAUAUACAUGAUAAGAAUUUACUUAUGGCUGAUGAUAGCGGCAGUUUACUAUUUGUGUAACAGUUUGUUCCACUCGACCAUUAGACCGUAUUUCCUUAAACAUGUGAUUGUUUAUAUUGAACUUAAAUUGAAUGCAUGAAACAUGAUUGUUCUGUUGCUUAACAGCUGAAAAUAGCUUGAUGUUUGUAAAAUUGUAUGAAAUGUUUCAAAUAAAUCAUAUUGAUUACAUAAAUAAAUAAAAUUACAUUUUGCGUUACUUUGAAUGCAUAACAAACAAUUGUUACCAUACAAUCAUAUUAGUAUUGAACUUAAUUAAUACUUUUAGAUGCAAUUUUUACAAUAAUAUGUUAAUAUUGUCAUCCAUUCCAAAUAAGCAUUGUGCAUUCGUAAAUAUAGGGUGUAUAUACACUGCUUAGAUGCCUUUUUUAAAUUGCUUGUGUACGUCAUAUUGAUUAAAGACUCUUAUGUAUUGCAUA